AUGCGCAUCGGUCACGUGGUCGAUUUUGCCUACUACGUCGAUGGCGGAAGGACAAUCCCUACCCGCGCUCAACUGGGUGAAUUAUUCUGCGACGACCCUAGUUUCCGGCCGCCACCACCGGCACCACGUACCCAAAUGGACGAACUGCAUGAAGAACAGGGCACCGAGGAAAUGAACACAAUCGAGCCGAUACCAGGCAACGUUUUCGUCCGUCGACAACCCAAGUGGCUGUCCAUCACGCAAUUACCGCGCCUGAACACAUAG
This is a messenger RNA of Phytophthora nicotianae INRA-310, 264 nucleotides long. RefSeq lists its product as hypothetical. NCBI's taxonomy places the organism in Eukaryota, Oomycota, Peronosporomycetes, Peronosporales, Peronosporaceae. The transcript is spliced from 2 exons. The coding region runs from base 1 to 264 and encodes 87 amino acids. The record is from RefSeq and is a predicted model, not a curated record.